AAAAGCGAUCUCGCGAGGCAGCUGAGGAAGGUGGUCAAUGUCUGGGUCCUCAGGGCCACCUGCGAGCAGGGGAACCGGAGGCCCCGAUGUCGCAGAAGGGAUCUGCGUCUCGCCCUGCCUCUCCUCGUCCAACAACAACAUCCUCAACUACAGUUCCCCGGACGUCUCCAAGCUCCGCUCAACCAGGCCUUCGAGGGACAGGUGAUGGGUUAUCCAGUGACAGCUCACGCGAAAGUUGCGGGGUACCAAGGACUCAUGCAGAAACAUCACAGCCAGCCGGCCAGAGGACUCUGGACGUGCAUAACAUGCUGAACCCGGCAGAGACAUGCUCUACGCCGACGACAGCUGCCCCGACAGCUCCACGCCCCCCAGAAGACAACAGCGCAAGACCGAACCCAGCAGCGGGCCAGUACGAGUCUAGUCCUUCGACCUCGCAACCAUAUGUAUUCCGGGGGCAAGCCAUGCCAGUUCAACCGCUGGCCAGUCCCAGGCCAACUGGUAGACCCUCAGCUCCAUCACCAGCGCCGUCAGAACGGGCGUCGCCCCAUGCUCAGCAUCCAUACCAGGCUCUGGGAGCUCCUCGGCAGUAUUUAAAUCCGAGGUCGCCACGGGCUGGUAGCAUGGGCCACCACGGUGCUCACUUCCGAACACUGAGCGCUCAACCCUCCCAAUUUUCCCCCGCAGCCGGGCCUGGUCACAUCAGGCCGUUUCCCGGGGACUCUCCCCUAGAACGCUCGCCUACAUCUGGUGAACCACCGGCAAUUCAUUUUGGUGGGAUCGGCUCGCCCGGAGUUCUACCACCGGUACCCAUGUCCAAUCUGGCCGCUCCACCGCGAUCAUCAUCACAACCAAUAAUUGGACGUGUCGGUCCGGCAUCACAAGAAACGGGGCAAUCUCAAAGGGCGCUCGGUCACCAAAGUCGACCGUCGAGAUAUCCAGCUGUUUCGUCGUACACGGCUGGUAUCCCCCAGGUCCAUCGAGGGUUUCCACCUCCGCUGCCCCAGGGAGACUUGCGAUGGUCCGGGGGGGUAGGUGGCAACGUUUCUCAACCGCAAACUCCCAAUCGCUGGAGCUCGUUCCCAGUCUCCGACGGCCAGUCUACAAAUUUGUUAUUCAGGACGGAGCAAGGCGACGAAAUGAUUGUCCCUUUCGAUACUCGGCAAGGAUCACGCCAGGCGGAUGAAAAGCGUCAGCGAAAUGCCGGUGCGUCUGCCAGAUUCCGGCAGCGCAAAAAGGAGCGAGAGAUUAGCCGGGAUAAUGAAAUGCACAAGCUGGAGACUGAGAAUCGACAAUUAGAGAAACGAGUGCAUGAUGUCGAAAUUGAGCGGGACCACUAUCGAGCAGACCGCGAUCGUUUGCGGGACCUCGUCUACCGAACCCCGAGCAUCAGCGAGUUCGCCUACCAAGGUCUACCGAGUCCAACAACCUCCAGGCCCGGUGGCUCUUUUCCAGAUAGAAGCCCCCUGGCCCCCGUUGCCCCCGUUGCCCCACCGACGCCGCUGCCACCAGUCACAUACGGUCAAGUCGAUCCGACGACGGGAGAGAGGCCAGCCAGACGCCGUCGCACCGAUCCCCAAGUUGAGUUCACGACUCCAACAUAUGCCUCGGGAAUCGGUACGCUGGGUCCUAUGGCGCCGGCCUACGCGGCAUCUUCAUCCCAACCUGGAACUCCCUCUGCGGGUCCCACUGCAAGACUACCCCCCUUCGAAUGGAUCAACCUCCCGCUGGAUCAGAACCUGGCUCGGCGGGUGCUACACCACAAAGUUUCUCUCCGUAUAAACGCGAAUCUUACGAGUCGGGAUGGGCUACAAGACCGACCGGACCUCCUGAUCAUGGCCCAGGCCCAGGUUAAGACGUAUGGGGCCCCUUCGCACCAUCGUACAUAAAUACCUUCUUUGUAUUCAAAAUACCCCUUUUGACAUAUUCUUUGUAAUACCCGUGCAUCUCUGUAGUUCGUCAGGCUUGACAAGAACUGAAUCAUUGGGGUGCCGGAGAUCUCCUUAAUAUCAAAGAUUUUGCAU
Molecule: messenger RNA, 2021 nt
Organism: Pseudomassariella vexata
Lineage: Eukaryota; Fungi; Ascomycota; Sordariomycetes; Amphisphaeriales; Pseudomassariaceae
Exons: 1
Coding region: 87-1886 (599 amino acids)
Biological process (GO): regulation of transcription by RNA polymerase II
Cellular component (GO): nucleus
Molecular function (GO): RNA polymerase II transcription regulatory region sequence-specific DNA binding; DNA-binding transcription activator activity, RNA polymerase II-specific
Source: RefSeq, a predicted model, not a curated record